AUGAAGAACAAUACUUGCAUGGAGUACAAAAAAAUGAAGCAUGUUUCCAAUAUGGGUUUAGCAUUGAAGAAAGGUGCAUGGACUGCCGGAGAAGAUACGCUUCUCAGAAACUAUAUUGAAAAAUAUGGUGAAGGAAAAUGGCAUCUUGUUUCUAUGAAUUCAGGUUUAAGAAGAUGCAGAAAGAGUUGUAGGUUGCGAUGGUUGAAUUAUCUGAGGCCAAAUAUAAAAAGAGGGGAUUUUGAAGAAGAUGAAGUUGAUCUCAUACUUAGGCUUCACAAGCUUCUAGGCAAUAGAUGGUCAUUGAUUGCUGGAAGAAUACCCGGAAGAACAUCGAAUGAUGUGAAGAACUAUUGGAAUACCCACCUCCGCUCCUAUGCCAAACAACAAAAGAAAGAACCUGAAGAUGCUAAAUCAUCAAAAGAUUGCACGAUGGUAACAAUUAUCAAGCCUCAACCACAUACAUUAUCCAAACCCCUAUAUUGGUUCAAGGAUGACAACCAGAUCGUGGAAACUCAUAACAAUGGGACUUUAAUAAGAUCAUCAAAUGAUGGUGUCGAUAACAACUAUAAUAUGUCCCCAGGGUUAAUCUCGUCACCAACAGUAUUAGAUAACACGAUUAACGGGUUCUUGAAGGAGUUAUUUGAUGAAGGGGAAAAAAUAAUUGACAGUGAAAUUGGGUGGUCAUUUGAUGGUUCUCAAACGAAGGGGGAGGCUUUAAAUGUUGCCGAGGACAACGAAAAUAGUUUUUUUGAUUUCUCUACUGAUGAGGUCAUGUGGAAUUUAUUAGAUUCAGAGCAACUAUGA
Cynara cardunculus var. scolymus (artichoke) is the source of this 804-nucleotide messenger RNA. RefSeq names its product transcription factor MYB90-like. The transcript is spliced from 3 exons. Lineage: Eukaryota; Viridiplantae; Streptophyta; Magnoliopsida; Asterales; Asteraceae. The record is from RefSeq and is a predicted model, not a curated record. Bases 1 to 804 code for a protein of 267 amino acids.